CAGGCAACAACAGCAGCAGCAGCAGCAGCAGCAGUAGUAGUCAUUUCUCAUUCAGCGUGUUCACGUUGUUCACGAGUUCACCUGUCAUUAUCUCCAGCAUGGGUUUAGAAGCCUGGUACAUGGACAGUUCUGGCGAAGACCAGAGGAAGCCGCACAAACUGAACCCCAACCAGCCCGUUUCUUUGGACGAGUUAAAAAAGCUCGGCGUUUUCCACUGGAAGCUGAAUGCUGACAUAUACGAGACAGACCCAGAGCUGGAGCAGAUCCGCAAAGACCAUGGCUACUCCUACAUGGACAUCAUCACUAUUCACAAGGACACUCUGCCCAACUAUGAGGACAAGCUGAAGAUGUUCUUUGAGGAGCACUUACACCUGGAUGACGAGAUCCGCUACAUCCUGGACGGCCAGGCCUACUUUGAUGUCAGGGACAAGCAGGACAGAUGGAUCCGAAUCGCCAUGAGCAAAGGGGACCUGAUCACCCUGCCGGCUGGCAUCUACCACCGCUUCACCCUGGAUGAGAUGAACUACACUAAAGCCAUGAGGCUGUUUGUGGGGGAACCGGUGUGGAAGGCUUACAACAGGCCGGCUGAUGACUUUGACAUCCGUCAGAGGUACGUGGCUUCUCUGCAGGGAUCUUGAGAGAACCCGUACCGCUGCUGCCGACACUACAAUCAGAGCUUCCAAUGAGAUUCUAAUCAAAGAGGCUUCAAGUUGAAACUUAUUCUUAAAAUCUCUCUGUCCAGUGGCAAAGAGCUAGUUGAGAGCACGUUUCUGUAAGAACAUUUACACAGAGUUUAUUUGAUGCUAUGAUCAGAUCACAACAUGUUCAACAUUGUCAUAAAUUGCUCAAGUGUAUCAAAAGUAGUUAAAGUUAUCUUGAUGUCUGGCUGCUUGUAGGUUAAUGUAACAUUAUUAACUGUAAUGGAACAUCACUUACUUCAGCUAAGGAUUCCUCUUUAAUCACAAGAUAUACUGAGAAAUGCCGUUAGGUGCUGUAUGACCUUCCAUCAACAAUACAUAGAAUAAUUAUACAACUAUUAAGAACUAUUCAGUAAUUCCACAUUGUAACCCCUCUGAGUCAAAGUCACUUGACCUGUCUGAGCCUUUGGGUUGGAUUAUCACUGACAUAACAUAUUGUUCUAGUUGAAUGGAAAAAUAAAGCUGCUGCAAUUUCC
Messenger RNA from Mugil cephalus (flathead mullet), 1174 nucleotides. It is a transcript of the gene adi1, whose product is annotated as acireductone dioxygenase 1. Gene Ontology annotation, molecular function: acireductone dioxygenase [iron(II)-requiring] activity. The coding region runs from base 99 to 638 and encodes 179 amino acids. The record is from RefSeq and is a predicted model, not a curated record. The transcript is spliced from 4 exons. NCBI's taxonomy places the organism in Eukaryota, Metazoa, Chordata, Actinopteri, Mugiliformes, Mugilidae.